AUGGAAGUACCUCUUAACCAAAGUGCUGACAUUCGUGUCGGAUUCGGACUGGAUAAAAGUCGAAGUUGGUCUUUAAUUGGCUCGCUAUCCACUGAGUAUUCUGUCAAUUUAACAUCUGGAAAGGUGUACCGUGAUUUUAAACGAGAUUGUGAUCCAUCCAUGGUUGUUGCUUUCGUUUCAAGACGACCAAUUCUACAUGAAGGUGGACACUCUCUUUCAGCGAAGCAUGAACAUGGCCAUGCGUUAGCAAAUAUCAGUUGGCAUCCAUAUUUCACCAGUGGAAAAAUGUUUCCGCAGAUGACAAUCGAUUAUAUACAAAACAAUUAUCUUCAAACAUUUUCAUUAAAUCAAAGUUUAGGUCCAUUUGAUAAGUGA
This is a messenger RNA of Rotaria sp. Silwood1, 375 nucleotides long. The record is from the annotation of a GenBank genome assembly. Lineage: Eukaryota; Metazoa; Rotifera; Eurotatoria; Philodinida; Philodinidae.